GGUCCUGGUACUGGCGAUCUUAGCAGAGCCGUGUGCAGGAAUAAGCGGUGUCGGUUCUGAGUUACGUUCCAGCUGGUCCCGCUUCACCGUCCAUACAUCCUGGAGGUAUGGACACGUCACUGCGGGCAGCCAAUGAGAGCGCGAGAGGCGUGUAAGUCUCCAGCAUAGUGCGAGGGUGGAAGCUGACUAGUAGGACAUCAUGGUGCUCUCCGGCUCCCAGCAAUUGCUGCUGGCUGUCUCCCUGGCGCUGUGUGCCUGCUUUCUGCUUCCCAGGCUGUUUGGAGGAGGUGUGAGGGACACUGGCAAGCAGGACCCCAGGAGGAUGCCCCCACCCAUGCAUGGCCGCUCCCCACCCAAAGGCAGUCAAGGAAAUCCGCAUUCCUCUAGAAGCGUAUCGGAGAACACCAAUAACCUCAAUCUGAUAAAAAGCCAGAUGGACAAACAGAUGAAGACCGAGGGGACAGGGACGGGUCACAGCAUGGCAUUUACACUUAUGCCCAUUUAUGCUAUAGGGGUGGCAGUUUUUGCUGCAUACAAGUUUUCUAAAUCAAAUGAGAAGAAUAAAUCAAAACCCACCAAAGAAGAGAAAAAGGCAAAGGAAACGGAAAAUCAGCUCCUGGAGUUGGACACACACUUGUCCCAUACAGAGAAAAUGCUAAAUUCACUACUGACUCAGCUUGAACCCCUCUCCAGUUGUGUCAAUUCUUUGGCCGCUGAGAAGAAAGAUGACAUUAUGAAUCAGCUACAGUCUAUCAGACUGUUAAUGAAGAAAAGCGGGAUGGAUAAAUCUACUUUCAGUAACUCUGGAAAUGAGUCCUGUAAAGAUACACUUGAGGAUCUCAUUGAUUUAUUCAAUGUUCAGAAUCCUGGAAUCUCUGAAAUGGAUGAAGAAAAAGAAGAUGCUGUUUCAAAGCUUGAUGUGGACAAUCAUGAUUUGUGUGCUUCAGAAGAUCCAGAAGUGUCUGAUUGUAAAGAAGAAGACAGUUCUCAGCUUGAUGAGCCGGAUGUGACGCCAAGGCAUACGUCUGAAGGGCUGAGAAAACGUAAUAUAAAAGACUGAAGCAGAGCACCAUGUAUUUAGAUUUCUCAUCCUAAAUUAUGAUAUACAGAAAUCUAAAAAACUAUUUUACAAAAUGAUAAAUCUAAGGAAGUAUGUCAUAAGUUUUAUAAUAUAUUUCUUACUCCUCAA
This is a messenger RNA of Bufo gargarizans (Asiatic toad), 1189 nucleotides long. RefSeq lists its product as uncharacterized. Gene Ontology annotation, cellular component: neuronal cell body; neuron projection; intracellular membrane-bounded organelle. NCBI's taxonomy places the organism in Eukaryota, Metazoa, Chordata, Amphibia, Anura, Bufonidae. The transcript is spliced from 6 exons. Gene Ontology annotation, biological process: synaptic transmission, cholinergic; protein localization to cell surface. The coding region runs from base 200 to 1060 and encodes 286 amino acids. The record is from RefSeq and is a predicted model, not a curated record.